AUGGAGGGGCUAAAUUACAUGAUCAGAAAAGCCAAAACUAAUGGAUGGAUAAAAGGGUUUGGAACUCAAACCAAUAGGGGUGAAGACAUGGAAAUUACACAGUUAUUGUAUGCUGAUGACUGUUUGGUGUUUUGUGAGGCUAAGGUUGAACAAAUCAGACACCUUAGAGCAAUAUUGACCAUCUUUGAAGCCAUUUCAGGUCUCCAUGUUAACUGGAGCAAGAGCUUCUUAUAUCCGGUGAAUCAGGUGACUGAUCUACAGUUUCUGGCAAGUGCUUACCACAAGACACAAGAGAUAUGGAAUGAUGUGUUAGAAAGGUGUGAAAAGAAAUUGACAAGAUGGAAGAGUCAAUAUUUAUCUCUUGGGGGUAGAUUGACUUUGAUAAAUUCAGUCUUGGAUGCCUUACCUACUUACCUGAUGUCUUUGCUUCCUAUUCCUAAGGACAUAGAGAAGAAGAUUAACAAAGUAAGAAGGGAAUUUUUGUGGCAUGAGAACAAAGACAAGAAAGGCUAUAACUUAGUGGAGUGGCAGAUUGUGACGCUCAGUAAGCAACAUGGUGGCAUGGGGAUUAAGGAUCUCAGACUUCAUAACCAGAGUCUACUCCAGAAGUGGUUGUGGAGGUUUUGCAAGGAAGAUAGAUCUCUCUGGAGGAAAGACAUAGCUCAAAAAUAUGGUUUGUUGAAUCAGUGGACAACAAAUGAAGUAAAUACUACUUACGGAUGCAGUGUUUGGAAGACUAUUAGGAGAAUGUGGAAUGAAUGCCGUGAAAAUUUGAGCAUAAUGGUAGGGGAUGGGACAAAUACUUUCCUUCUGGGAAGAUCAUUGGAUUGGGCACUGUAA
Lycium ferocissimum is the source of this 840-nucleotide messenger RNA. RefSeq lists its product as uncharacterized. Lineage: Eukaryota; Viridiplantae; Streptophyta; Magnoliopsida; Solanales; Solanaceae. The transcript has 2 exons. The record is from RefSeq and is a predicted model, not a curated record. The coding region runs from base 1 to 840 and encodes 279 amino acids.